CAGCGGCGCUUUGAUGCUCAAUGAAGACCGAGACUCCGGAGUUGCAAGACCGUCUGCGGGACUCCGGAACCCGAACACCUGAGAACCCCGAACCCCGAACCGUCAUCGGUCACAUCUGCGAACCCGAGUCCCGGUCCGGCUGGACCAGUUUGUUGGCUGAACCUGGAGCUGGGCUGGCAGACCACAGACGACCGAAGACAUGUCCGUGUCUACCCAGCUGGGUCUGCUGCUGUGGAAGAACUUUGUGUACAGACGACGACAGACGCUUCAGCUCCUGGUAGAGAUUGUGUGGCCGCUCUUCAUCUUCUUCAUCCUCAUCGCCGUCAGACUCAACUACCCGCCGUAUGAGCAGCAUGAGUGUCACUUCCCCAACAAGGCGAUGCCGUCGGCUGGCACGUUACCAUGGAUACAGGGAAUCCUCUGCAAUGCCAACAACCCGUGUUUCCGCAGCCCGACGCCCGGCGAGUCGCCGGGUGUUGUUGGCAACUUCAACGACUCCAUAAUCUCCCGCCUAUUCUCAGACGUGAAGAAGAUUCUGCUGUACAGUCAGAACGACCGAAGUCUGGAAGGUUUCAAGGACCUAGCUCAGGCUCUUGGGGCGCUCCAGUCCAGCAGAUCAGGGUUCAAGUUGAAGCACUUCCUGCGGGACGACGAGAUGUUCUCAGACUUUUUGCUGAAAAAUGCAUCUCUGCCAGAAGACGCCGUGCAAAAGAUCAUGGAUGCUGACGUGGACCUGGAGAAGGUCAUCCUCAAAGGUUUCGGGGUCCAUCUCAGGGACAUGUGUCCCAGGAAGAAGGGAAUACGGAGAUUCCAGGACUAUGUUACCAUCUCAGACCUUGGCGUGUCGAUGCUGGUCCAGGAAGUGGUGUGUCUGGCGCCGGUUCCCUGGCUGGACCGGGCUGAGCAGCACUUCCGCAGCAACCUGGACUUCUUCAAACCCAUUCGGAGGGAUGUGAGGUCCGACCCCGAAGCUGUCAAACGUGUCGCCACAGCAACCAACAAAGUCUUGGAGAAUCUGGGGUCACUGGCAGUGGAGAUGGCCGGGAUGAAGAGCUGGAUCGAUCUAAGGAAUGAGAUUCUGUUUCUGACCCGGAACGCCACCUCAUCUCCAAGCAUCUUGUACCAGGCUGUGUCCCGCAUUGUGUGCGGCCACCCAGAAGGGGGCGGACUACAGAUCAAGUCUCUGAACUGGUAUGAGGACAGCAACUACAAGGCUCUCUUUGGGAACCACAACAACAGCAGCGACGACGAGUCCACGUCCGUCUACGACAACACUACCACCCCCUACUGCAACAGUCUGAUCAAGAGCAUGGAUUCCAACCCGAUGUCUCGGAUGAUCUGGACCGCGGUGAAGCCACUGCUGAUGGGGAAGAUCCUCUACACCCCCCACACCCCGGCCACACAGCGGGUCAUCCUUGAGGUGAACCGGACGUUCCAGGAGCUCGGUGUUUUUCGGGACCUGGGGGGAAUGUGGGAGGAGAUGAGACCUAAGGUCUGGAACUUCCUGGAGAACAGCGAGCAGAUGGACCUAAUCCGGACCAUGCUGAGGAACAACGUGACGGCUGCCGUCUUCCAAGCGCAGCUCGCGUCCACCCAGUGGACCGUCUCCGACGUCUCCAGCUUCCUGGCAAAGCAGGCUGAUGACACGCGGCCCGCAGGCAGUGCCAUCACCUGGAGGGACGUGUUCAAUGAGACGGACCAGGCCAUCCUCAGCAUCUCGCGCUUCAUGGAGUGUGUGAACCUGGACAAGCUGGAACCAGUCCCCACAGAGGAGCACCUGGUCAACAAGUCAAUGGUUCUGUUGGAGGACCGCAAGUUUUGGGCCGGGAUUGUGUUUCCGGACGUGAGCCUCAAUGACACGGAGCUUCCCAGCAAUAUCAGUUACAAGAUUCGCAUGGACAUCGACAACGUGGAGCGGACCAACAAGAUCAAAGACGCGUACUGGGACCCGGGUCCUCGGGCGGACCCCUUCGAGGACAUGCGCUACAUUUGGGGCGGCUUCUCAUACCUGCAGGACGUGGUGGAGCAGGCCAUCGUGCGGGCGCUGACCGGCAUCAGAGAGAAAACGGGGGUCUACAUCCAGCAGAUGCCGUACCCCUGCUAUGUGGACGACAUCUUCCUGCGCGUCAUGAGCCGCUCCAUGCCGCUCUUCAUGACUCUGGCGUGGAUGUACUCGGUGGCCAUCAUCCUGAAGAGUGUGGUGUACGAGAAGGAGGCCCGGCUUAAGGAGACCAUGAGGAUCAUGGGCCUCAACAAUGGCAUCCUGUGGUUCAGCUGGUUCCUGAGCAGUCUGGUUCCGCUGCUGAUCAGUGCAGGGCUGCUGGUGCUGCUGCUCAAGAAGGGGAACCUCCUUCCCUACAGCGACCCGGGUGUGGUCUUCCUCUUUCUGGCGUCCUUCGGUGUGGUCACCAUCAUGCAGUGUUUCCUCCUCAGCACAGCCUUCGCACGCGCCAAUUUGGCGGCGGCCUGUGGUGGCAUCAUCUACUUCACCCUCUACCUGCCAUAUGUGCUGUGCGUGGCCUGGCAGGACUACAUCGGCUUUGGGGCCAAAGUGUUUGCGAGCCUUUUAUCUCCGGUGGCAUUCGGAUUCGGCUGCGAGUACUUUGCUCUGUUUGAGGAGCAGGGGGUUGGGAUCCAGUGGGGCAACCUGCUGGCCAGUCCCCUGGAGGAGGAUGACUUCAGCCUGCGCACCGCCAUUCUGAUGAUGUACGUGGACUCCUUCCUGUACGGCGUCCUGACCUGGUACAUCGAAGCAGUCUUCCCUGGUCAGUACGGCAUCCCCAGGCCCUGGUUCUUCCCCUUCACCAGGUCAUACUGGCUGGGAGACAAAGAGGAGAAGUCCAGUAAAGUUCCCCUAAACCGAGCGGGAAACGCUGCAGCCGUGUGUGUGGAGGAGGAGCCGGCCCACCUGGACCUGGGUGUCUACAUUGAGAACUUGGUGAAGGUCUACCGUCACGGGAAGAAGCUGGCGGUGGACGGACUGACGCUGGGCUUCUACGAGGGGCAGAUCACUUCUUUUCUGGGUCACAACGGAGCUGGCAAGACCACCACCAUGUCAAUCCUCACUGGGCUCUUCCCCCCCACCUCUGGCACCGCCUACAUUCUGGGCAGAGACAUCCGCAGUGACCUGAGCGCCAUCCGCCAGAGUUUGGGCGUCUGUCCUCAGCACAACGUCCUCUUCAGCAUGCUGACGGUGGAGGAGCACAUCUGGUUCUAUGCUCGACUGAAAGGUCUGGGAGAGGAGCAGGUGAAGCGUGAGAUCGAGCAGAUCCUGCAGGACACAGGCCUGCCGCACAAGCGCGGCGCUAGAACCAGCACUCUGUCGGGGGGGAUGCAGAGGAAGCUGAGCGUGGCACUGGCUUUCGUGGGCGGGGCCAAGGUGGUGAUCCUGGACGAACCUACGGCUGGCGUGGAUCCUUACGCCCGCCGCGGGAUCUGGGACCUGUUGCUGAAGUACCGGCAAGGUCGCACCAUCAUCCUGUCCACGCACCACAUGGACGAGGCCGACAUCCUGGGAGACCGGAUCGCCAUCAUCUCACACGGCAAGCUGUGCUGCGUUGGCUCCUCGCUUUACCUGAAAAACCAGCUGGGGACCGGAUACUACCUGACCUUGGUGAAGAAGGAGCCAGAGCCGGAACCAGAGGCUUCACUGAGCUCCUGCAGGAACUCCACCAGCACCGUGUCCUUCAUCAAGAAGGAGGGUGAGUGCUCCUCGGUCAGCAGCAGUGACGCCGGUCUCGGCAGCGACCAUGAGAGUGAGGCGGCGACCGUCGAACAGGGCCUGGCACCGCAGGCUCCCAUGGCUCCACCAGAGGCUGCUGCUGUGUCUUCUGUGGUCUUCCAUCACGUCCCGGCGGCCCGGCUGGUGGAGGACCUGGGCCAUGAGAUCACCUACGUGCUGCCCUACAGUGCAGCCAAAGACGGUGCCUUUGUGGCGCUUUUCAAAGAUCUGGACCAGAAACUGUCUGAGCUCAACAUCUCCAGCUACGGCGUGUCGGACACCACACUGGAGGAGAUUUUCUUAAAAGUGGCUGAAGACAAUGGCGUGGACACGGAGGUGCCCUCAGACGGAACCCUUCCUGUUCCCCGGCGGAGGAGAGCUCAUGCUUUCGGAGGCGGAGACCCUCAGAGCUGCCUGCGACCGCUGACUGAUGAGAACGAGGGCAAUGACUCGGAUGGAGACCCAGAGUCCCGGGAUGCGGAGUGGCUCCGGCUCUCGCCAGGUAAAGGCUCGUACCAGGUGAAGGGGUGGAGCCUGAAAAGGCAGCAGUUUGUGGCGCUCAUGUGGAAGCGGUUCUUGUACGCCCGGCGCUCCAGGAAGGGUUUCUUCGCUCAGAUCGUCCUGCCAGCCGUCUUCGUCUGCAUCGCUCUGGUCUUCAGUCUCAUCGUCCCUCCCUUUGGAAAGUACCCAAGUUUGGAACUGCAGCCCUGGAUGUACGAGGACCAGGUCACUUUCUUCAGUGACGACGCUCCGGGGGAUGUGAGCACACAGAAGCUUCUGGACUCUCUCUUGGACGCUCCAGGUCUUGGGACCCGUUGCAUGGAGGGAACUCCAAUCCCAGACGCCCCGUGUACCAUGGGGGACGAGGACUGGAGCUGGCCUGAAGUCCCCAAGAGUGUGCAGGAGAUCUUCAGCUCUGGAAACUGGACCAUGGAGGAGCCGUCGCCCGGCUGCUUCUGCAGCUGUGGUGGGAAGAAGAAGAUGUUGCCUGACUGUCCAGCUGGAGCCGGAGGACUCCCCCCUCCUGAGAUGAAGCUGAGCGCCUCCGACACGCUGCAGAAUUUGACUGGAAGAAACAUUUCUGACUAUUUGGUGAAGACAUAUGCCCAGAUCAUCGGGAAGAGCUUGAAAAACAAAGUCUGGGUCAACGAGUUUCGCUACGGAGGGUUCUCGCUCGGCGCCAGGAGCACGCAGGUUCUUCCGCCGGCGGACGAAGUGGACGAUGCCAUUCAUCGAGUCCGAAAGAUCUUUGAGCUGCGGAAGGGGGGCGCCGCAGAUCGUUUCCUGGACAGUCUUUCGGGGUUCAUCAACGGCCUGGACACCAAAAACAACGUGAAGGUGUGGUUCAACAACAAAGGCUGGCACAGCAUCGGCGCCUUCAUCAACGUCAUGAGCAACGGCAUCCUGCGAGCCAACCUGCCUGAAGGUCACGACCCCAGCAAGUACGGGAUCCGAGCCUUCAACCACCCGCUCAACCUGACCAAGGAGCAGCUGUCCCAGGUGGCACUGGUCACGACCUCCGUGGACGUCCUGGUGUCCAUCUGCGUGAUCUUCGCCAUGUCCUUCGUCCCCGCCAGCUUUGUGGUCUUCCUCAUUCAGGAGCGGGUCAACAAGUCGAAGCACAUGCAGUUCAUCAGUGGAGUGCACCCCCUGCUGUACUGGCUGGCCAACUUCACCUGGGACAUGUGUAACUAUGUCGUCCCUGCGACGCUCGUCGUCCUCAUCUUCAUCUGUUUCCAACAAAAAGCUUAUGUGUCGUCUACAAACCUGCCAGUCCUGGCUCUGCUGCUGCUCCUCUAUGGGUGGUCCAUCACGCCGCUCAUGUACCCCGCCUCCUUCUUCUUCACCAUUCCCAGCACAGCGUACGUCGUCCUGACUAGCGUCAACAUCCUCAUCGGAAUCAAUGGCUCCAUCUCCACCUUCGUCAUGGAGCUAUUUGGCAACAACGAGAUUGGAGGCAUCAAUGACAUCCUGAAGAACGUGCUGCUCAUCUUCCCACACUUCUGUCUCGGCCGAGGACUCAUCGACAUGGUGAAGAACCAGGCCAUGGCUGACGCCCUGGAGAGAUUUGGCGAGAACAGGUUCCGCUCACCUCUGGAGUGGGACAUGGUCGGGAAGAACCUCUUUGCCAUGGCGGUGGAGGGAGUGGUCUUCUUUAUCAUCACGGUUCUGAUCCAGUUCAGAUUCUGCAUCAAACCGAGACCCGUCAGCAAACUCAACAAGCUGGGAGCUCUGGGUGAGGAGGACGAGGACGUGGCCCGGGAGAGACACCGGGUCAUUCACGGGCUUGGACGCGGAGACAUCCUGGAGAUGCGGCAGCUCACGAAGGUGUUCAAGAGGAAGCAGAAGCCGGCGGUGGAUCGGCUGUGUGUGGGGAUCCCCCGAGGGGAGUGCUUCGGGCUCCUCGGUGUAAACGGUGCCGGCAAGACGACCACCUUCAAGAUGCUGACCGGUGACACGAUGGUGACCAGCGGCGAGGCCUUCCUGGCUGGGAAAAGCAUCCUGCGAGAGAUCGAGCAGGUGCACCAGAACAUGGGCUACUGCCCGCAGUUUGACGCCGUCAACGAGCUGCUGACCGGCAGAGAACACCUGGAGCUGUACGCCGUCCUCAGAGGGGUCCCCGAAGACCAAGUCUGUGACGUGGCAGACUGGGGCAUCAGGAAGCUUGGUCUGCUCAAAUAUGCGGACAAGGCCGCAGGGAGCUACAGCGGCGGGAACCUGAGGAAACUUUCCACCGCCAUGUCCUUGAUCGGAGCGCCGCCCGUCGUCUUCCUGGACGAACCCACCACAGGGAUGGACCCCAAAGCUCGCCGGGCCCUGUGGAACUGCAUCCACAGCGUCAUCAAGGAGGGACGAUCGGUCGUGUUGACGUCUCACAGCAUGGAGGAGUGUGAGGCUCUCUGCACCCGGAUGGCCAUAAUGGUGAACGGCAGGUUCAGAUGUCUCGGCAGUGUCCAACACUUGAAGAACAGGUUCGGCGACGGCUACACCAUCAUCCUGCGGGUGGCGGGUCCAGAUCCCGACCUGGUCCCGGUGAUGAAGUUCAUCGAGAGCGAGCUGAGCGGCAGCACGCUGAAGGAGACGCACCGGAACAUGCUGCAGUACCAGCUGCCCUCCUCCCUCACCUCCCUCGCCCACAUCUUCUCCAUACUUGCCAAAAACAAACACACACUCAAGAUAGAGGACUACUCUGUGACUCAGACCACGCUGGACCAGGUUUUCGUGAACUUUGCCAAGGACCAGUCGGACGACUACCACUCAAAAGAUCCGUCAAUCAAACGGCGAGACGUAGCCGUCAACGUUUCCAUGUCGAGCUCAGCGCAGGGAGCCUGCGGCGUCGACCGCCUCCAAGAGAGUGUCAUGUGACCUGCUGACACACUCACUCACACAGACUUUCUUCCUGUGGCGGAGUCAACCGCCACUUGCCAGUCAAUGCAAAGUAUUUCCAGCAGGGGGUGUCACCUUUUAAAGCUGGACUUGAACGUGUGGCCGCGCCGCCGCCAUGUUCUCACUCCUGUUAUCCAGCAGGCGGCGCCACUGAACCAGAAGUGAGGUUCAUCGACUGAAUUGCUGAUGAAGUAUCCGAAUCAUUUCAUGUAUGAGUACUGGUGAUUUUUAAAUGUUUUAAUUCUAUUUUUAGAUUUUAUUUAUUUGUACUGGCGCAUGUGGGCCACUCUGAACCUGUUCCCUGUUCAGCAGCCAAUCAGAAAAGACAAUUUUUUUGUUCUUAGUUUUGAGGACCCUUGUGUGAGAAGAGGUGACCUCAACAGUCCAGCUGAAACCAGACCGACUUCAGCUCUUCACUGACAAAGAUGAUGAUGAUGAUAAUGAUGAUGAAGAUUGUCCGUCAAAGUUGGAAAAAAAAACCUGCUGUUACCGACGUCAAUAAAUCUUCUCAAACUUGUCGUCUUGUGAACACACACACUCAGGCGCACACCACUUUGGUCUAAACGUUUACUGCUUCAGCGUCUGUUUCCAAGGCAACAGCGACGC
Synchiropus splendidus (mandarinfish) is the source of this 7714-nucleotide messenger RNA. RefSeq names its product phospholipid-transporting ATPase ABCA1-like. The record is from RefSeq and is a predicted model, not a curated record. Gene Ontology annotation, molecular function: ATP hydrolysis activity; lipid carrier activity; ABC-type transporter activity. The coding region runs from base 200 to 7087 and encodes 2295 amino acids. Gene Ontology annotation, cellular component: membrane; intracellular membrane-bounded organelle. NCBI's taxonomy places the organism in Eukaryota, Metazoa, Chordata, Actinopteri, Syngnathiformes, Callionymidae. The transcript has 49 exons. Gene Ontology annotation, biological process: lipid transport; transmembrane transport.